AUGCAAGGGCAUGUACCUCCAGACCUGGAGUUAGAGGGGUGCAGAGGAGUGUUUAUUAAUCCCACACCCACCAGCUCCCAAAGGAAUUCUGACCAAUCGUGCCCACUCCCACAGAUUCUCCUCACCAAUUAUGCCCACUCCCACAGACUCUCCUCACCAACCCUGCCCUCUCCCACAGAUUCUCCUCACCAAUCCCACCCACUCCUCACCAGUCCAGGCAGCUCCCACAGACUCUCCUCAACAAUCCUGCCAACUCCCACAAUCUAUCCUCACCAAUCCCACCAGCUCCCACAGUCUCUCACCAAUCCCACCCACAAUUAUGCUCACUCCCACAGACUCUCCUCACCAAUCCCACCCACUCCCACUGUCUCUCCUCACCAAUCCUGUCUGCUCCUACAGACCUUCCUCACCAAUCCCACCCACUCCCACAGAUUUUCCUCACCAAUCCCACCCACUCCUCACCAGUCCAGGCAGCUCUCACAGACUCUCCACAACAAUCCUGCCAACUCCCACAAUCUAUCCUCACCAAUCCUGCAUGCUUCCACAGUCUUUCCUCACCAAUCCAGCCCACUCCCACAGACUCCCCUCACCAAUCCCGCCGGCUUCCAAAGACUCUCCUCACCAACAGUGCCUGCUCCCCCAGUCUCUCCUCACCAAUACUGCCCACUUCCACAAAAUGUUUGA
Molecule: messenger RNA, 684 nt
Organism: Pangasianodon hypophthalmus (striped catfish)
Lineage: Eukaryota; Metazoa; Chordata; Actinopteri; Siluriformes; Pangasiidae
Exons: 1
Coding region: 1-684 (227 amino acids)
Source: RefSeq, a predicted model, not a curated record